UCUCUUCAGGGAGAGAAAAUGUGUGGCGGUGCAAUAAUUUCCGAUUUUGCCCCUCUCGUCACAAAGGGCCGGAAAUUGACGGUGGAGGAGCUCUGGUCGGAGCUCGACGCCUCCGCCGGCGACUUCUGGAGCUUCGGUUCUUCCUCCAAGCCUGAACCCGUCAACCAUGAAGAAGCGGCGGUGGCGAAUAACACGGCGUCUCCGGCGCCGGAGAAGCCUCCGGAGGCGUCGGAGCGACGGCGGACGAGGAAGAACAUGUACAGAGGAAUAAGGCAGCGGCCAUGGGGGAAAUGGGCGGCGGAGAUAAGAGAUCCCCGGAAAGGCGUCAGAGUAUGGCUCGGGACAUUCAACACGGCGGAGGAAGCCGCCAUGGCCUACGACUCCGCCGCGAAACGCAUCCGCGGCGACAAGGCCAAGCUCAACUUCGCCGCCGAGCCUCCGGCGAAGAGACACUGCGGUUCCGAGUUGAACCGGCCGAGUUUCCCGACCGAGUUUCUCGAUCCGGGUUUCCGGGUCGACCCGGAUUACGACCUGAGGCAGCAGAUAUCGAGCCUGGAGUCUUUCCUAGAGCUCGACGGCGCGACGGCGGGCCAGCCGAGUCAGCUCGGGGGAGGUGGAGCCGACCAGUGGAUGCUCGAUGACGUCAUGGGCCAUGGCAGGUACUUGUGUUAAAUAAUUAUAAUAAUUAAAAUAAAAAAGAGUGAAAUUAAAUAAAAGCGAUGGUAAUAUUUAUUAUAACUGUUCCGUUAUGGUUUAGUAGAAGUGUGUUUCGUCGCUGUUGUAAUUGAACGCUGUGUUGUGGUUUGCGCUUUUGUGGUUUCAAAUUUAUGUUUAAUGGAAAACCUGGAUAUAUAUAUAUA
Messenger RNA from Tarenaya hassleriana, 860 nucleotides. RefSeq names its product ethylene-responsive transcription factor RAP2-3. The coding region runs from base 19 to 672 and encodes 217 amino acids. Gene Ontology annotation, biological process: ethylene-activated signaling pathway; regulation of DNA-templated transcription. The record is from RefSeq and is a predicted model, not a curated record. Gene Ontology annotation, molecular function: DNA-binding transcription factor activity; DNA binding. NCBI's taxonomy places the organism in Eukaryota, Viridiplantae, Streptophyta, Magnoliopsida, Brassicales, Cleomaceae. The transcript has 2 exons.